Bradysia coprophila is the source of this 933-nucleotide messenger RNA. RefSeq lists its product as uncharacterized. Lineage: Eukaryota; Metazoa; Arthropoda; Insecta; Diptera; Sciaridae. The record is from RefSeq and is a predicted model, not a curated record.
GCCCAACAUAGUUUCAAACUUACUAUGGAACGAAUGUGUCGUCAACUCAUCUGCCUCUUUUCUAUAAUCUUUGCCUUGGUUGGACCGGCAGCAGCGCGUGCCGUAGAGCUCACGACACAGACAGUGCCAGAAUCAGAACUACCAAGCAACGCAGCUGCCAUAAUUGCCGCUGUUGGUUCGAACCCAAAUACAAGUUGGUUUUGGACAGGUCGACGAGGUGCAUGUGCUUCCGAAGAUGAUGGUGUCAAGACGCUUGCCGCCACUCUAGCGUCUUCUUACGGUGGCUCAACGCUAGAGCAGCGCAUUUGUAGUCAGAAAGUCUCAAUGCCUCCCUUCGGAUCGUCUAAAGUAGCCAAAGCCUGUUGGAGAUUCGCCUCGAUCACGUAUGCAACCCAAGCAAGUGGAGAUGCCUUUGUCGUUAUUGGUAGCUGUGUGCGACUCAACAACACAUGGAAGGUUGCAGAAUUGCCAUCUCUACAGAGGGGAGGCAAGGUGCAGUGUGUUUAUCAGUUCAUCAGUGACGAUAACUGGAAAAACCCUACAUUCCUAUGGGCUGCCAAUGGACAUGAAGCUAAUUGUAUGGCGUUGGGAAAGAAAGUUAAUGCGAUGUGUGUUUAUUAAACGAGCGAGGCGAGUGGUAUGGUGAUUUUCGGUUAAAUUUCUCAUCCAAAAAUAAUCUUACAAGUUGAGUUAAAACGUGUUAGAAUACCAAUUCUUUGUUUUUAAUUUUUUGACAACAAUUUUUUGAUUUACAACAAAAAAAACGAAAAAAGUGAUCAUGUCCUUCCCUUAUUAUAUUGCGGAUUGUUUUCCUUUUCGCUUUUUUGUGAGUUCAAUAUUUUGUUUGGUUUUUUGUGUUGUGCCGAAUUUGUAGUAAUUUUAUUUCAAUUGUUGAGGUCGAUAAUAAAAAUUGCUGGUGUGUUCCCAGUAUAA